Sinocyclocheilus rhinocerous is the source of this 3661-nucleotide messenger RNA. RefSeq names its product guanylate cyclase 2Ca (gene gucy2ca). The coding region runs from base 279 to 3476 and encodes 1065 amino acids. The record is from RefSeq and is a predicted model, not a curated record. Gene Ontology annotation, cellular component: plasma membrane. NCBI's taxonomy places the organism in Eukaryota, Metazoa, Chordata, Actinopteri, Cypriniformes, Cyprinidae. Gene Ontology annotation, biological process: intracellular signal transduction; protein phosphorylation; cGMP biosynthetic process. The transcript is spliced from 27 exons. Gene Ontology annotation, molecular function: peptide receptor activity; ATP binding; guanylate cyclase activity.
CAGAUCAGGCUGAUUUUGUUUGUUCACUGUCGGUUGUUCAUUAACACGCAGAGACACACCUGAGCGCGCAUUUCCUCUUCAGGUUCCUGUAAAAACACAAAUGCAGAAAACUCUCGCUGCAGUCAGUAUGAUGUCUUUUCAGAGACGUCAUGUGGACGGUGUUGUUGGAGGAUAGAUCUGAUCUUUCUGAUGUAAUUAAUCAGAAUUUACCGGCUUCAGGAAUGACUGUGGCAUUAAACUGAGCAGCGUCUUUUUGAAGGACAUUGGUUGUGGACGGGAUGUUGGGAUUGUUCUGGUUCUGGUUCGGUUCUGUGCUCUCUGUCUCUGGGUUUGAUGUGUUAAGCUGCAGAAACUCCUCGGUCACGUUAAACGUGGUUCUGCUAGAGGACGAAAAUUCGCCCUGGAGUCUGAAGUUUGUGAAGGACGCAGUGGAAAUGGCUGUUGAAGAGGAGAAUGAAAAAAACCAGGCCGAAAGUCUGGACUUCCAGAUCAAGGUGCUGUUCAGCGGCUUUAACACGACGCAUUACCGGCGCAGGGGCUGCGGCAGCAGUACGUGCGAGGCCGUGGAGAUCCUCAAAUCGCUGCAUAACAUCAGUGAGCUUGGAUGCAUGAUGCUGGGUCCGUCCUGCACAUAUGCGACGUUUCAACUGGUGGAUCAGGAGGUCGGUCUGACCCUGACUAUCCCCAUCAUCUCAGCUGGCAGUUUCGGUCUUUCCUGUGACUACAAGGACAAACUCACCCGGCUGCUUCCUCCGGCACGCAAAAUCUCAGAGUUCUUCGUCCAUUUCUGGAAUGUAUCCUUCACCAAUCUGAAACCUAUGUGGAAGACAGCAUAUAUCUAUAAAAAACUCGACAACACGGAGGAAUGCUUCUGGUACAUCAAUGCUCUGGAGGCGCCUUCUGCUCUGUUUGCCUCCAACAUAUCCAGAGAGAUGCUGAGGAGCCAAGGGGACCUGGAAGACAAGAUGAAAGCUCAGGACCGACACAGCAACAUUUUUGUCCUAUGUGGGACACCAGACGACGUUCUCGCCAUUAAGAAAAACACCACCAUUCCUCCGCAUGUGGUCUUCGUCCUGAUCGACCUGUACAAUGAUGGUUAUCACACCAACGAGUCCAGCUUCGAGCACAUGCGGGAUGUGCUGGUGGUCACCAUACACAGCUUCAGAAACUACUCCAGCCACACGUCCUGGAAGACAAACACAACGGCGCUGAAUGAUUAUGUAGUGGCUUACCAUGAUGCCGUGGUUCUCUUCGGCGAUAUGAUGAGACAAAACCUGAAGGUGAUGAAACAGCAGCCAUUCAGUGGCAUCAUUGAACAGCCUUUCAGAAACAUGAGCUUCGAGGGUAUGGGAGGACACUAUGAAUUAGACGCUAGCGGAGAUAGAGAUCUCAAUCUGUCUGUGGUUUACACAACCGGCUCAUACAAGUAUAAGACGCUGUUCGUCUUCAGCACGUCUCUGAACGUCACGUGGGUCAAUCACACGGAUCCCGACCUGGUGUGGGAUGGAUCGCAGCUGCCCAGAGAUAAACGUGCUCACGGGAUGGAGGCUCAGAACAUCAUCAUGAUCGUUCUCGGGAUCAGUGUGGUCAUGGCCACCGCCAUCGCUUUCAUCUUAUACAGGCAGAACAGGAGGGUGCGUUUUGAUCAAAAGAAAUGGUCUCACAUCAACCCGUCACUCAUCACGCUGCUGGACGACAAAGAGAGAAACCACAUCAGUCUGACAAUCGAUGAGGAGAAGAAGGGCGACAACAGCGUCCUGAUACACAAGGGCCGAUACGACAAAAAGCCCGUCAUUCUGAAGGAGUUGAGAAACACAGAUGGAAACUUCUCUGAGGAUCAACGCAUCGAGCUCAAUGCUUUGUUGCAUAUCGAUUAUUAUAAUCUGACGAAGUUUUAUGGGACGGCGAAGUUCGACUGUGGUGUUUUCGGGGUGUUUGAAUUCUGUGAGAGAGGAUCGCUGCGGUACGUGCUGAACGAUAAGAUCUCGUAUCCUGAUGAGAGUUUUAUGGAUCUGGAGUUUAAGAUCUCUGUCAUGUACGACAUCGCAAAGGGCAUGUCAUACCUGCACUCCAGUAACGUUGGUGUUCACGGCCGGCUGAAAUCCACCAACUGUGUGGUGGACAAUCGCAUGGUGGUGAAGAUCACCGACUUCGGCUGCAACACCAUCCUCACGCCCGGGAAAGACCUGUGGACGGCGCCGGAGCACAUGCGUGUUCAGGGUAUUUCUCAGAAGGGCGACGUCUAUAGUUUUGCCAUCAUCUCGCAGGAGAUCAUCCUCAGGAAGAACCCAUUUCACACGUGCUGCUGCUCCGAUAUGGCAGAGAAAUUGUAUCUUGUUCAGUAUCCGCGGGGGCCGAACGUCUUCCGACCCGAUCUGAGUUUCGAGUCUGUUGGAGAGACUGAAGCAGAGCUGUUCGUGCUGAUCAAGAGCUGCUGGGAGGAAGAUCCAGAGAAGCGUCCAGACUUCAAGCGGAUCGAGGGCGCUCUGGGGAAGAUCUUCAGUAACCUUCACAACCAGGCCAAUGCCAGCUACAUGGACAACCUGAUCCGCCGGCUGCAGAUGUACUCGAGGAACCUGGAGCACCUGGUGGAGGAGAGGACAGCUCUGUAUAAGGCCGAGAGAGACCGAGCCGACCAGCUCAACUUCAUGCUGUUGCCGGGUCCAGUGGUUCGCUCUCUGAAGGAAACUGGUUGUGUGGAGCCAGAGCUGUACGACGAGGUCACCAUCUACUUCAGCGACAUUGUGUGCUUCACAACCCUCUGCCAUCACAGCACACCCAUGGAGGUGGUGGACAUGCUGAAUGACAUCUACAAGAACUUCGACAGCAUUCUCGACCAUCAUGACGUCUAUAAGGUGGAGACCAUCGGUGACGCGUACAUGGUUGCGUCUGGUCUGCCAAGACGCAACGGAAACAGACAUGCCGUGGACAUUUGUCUCAUGGCUUUGGACAUCCUGAAGUUCAUGGGGACGUACCAGCUUAGACACCUGCCGGGAAUCCCACUGUGGAUCCGUAUCGGGAUCCAUUCAGGUCCAUGUGCGGCUGGUGUGGUGGGUAAUAAGAUGCCACGUUACUGUCUGUUUGGAGAUACGGUCAACACGGCAUCACGUAUGGAGUCUACAGGCCUGCCUCUGAGGAUUCACGUGAGCGAGUCGACCAUCAAGAUCCUGCAGCGAACCGACUGUCAAUUUGAGUGCGAGCACCGAGGAGAAACAUACCUGAAGGGUAAAGGAAAGGAGAUGACUUACUGGUUGACAGGAGUCACCGGGCAGAAAUACAACCUGCCGACACCACCAACAGCAGAGAAUUUCCAGCGUCUGCAGCAGGAUUUGGCUGAGAGGAUCGUCUCCACGCUGGACAAACGCGGGAACGAGCGUCGCAAAACUCUCUCCACUCGCCAGCGGCGAACACAGAGACACAGCAGCGAUGGGCAGCCCGAAUACCUGCACCUGAAUGACCCCACAACAUACCUGUAGAAAACACACACUCACACACACCUGUAUGUAUUUAACUGUAUGACUGUAUUCCUAACUCCUUAGAUUUGAUUGUUUAUUCUAUCAUUUAUUCAUUCUGAAUGUGUUUAUUGUAAUAUGAAUGAUGUAUGUAAUGUACAAUAUGACUUCAUAAACAACUGGUUCUUACUCACAUAGUCAAUAAAAGA